Molecule: messenger RNA, 1512 nt
Organism: Penaeus chinensis
Lineage: Eukaryota; Metazoa; Arthropoda; Malacostraca; Decapoda; Penaeidae
Product: axoneme-associated protein mst101(2)-like
Exons: 7
Coding region: 189-1436 (415 amino acids)
Molecular function (GO): RNA binding
Source: RefSeq, a predicted model, not a curated record
AGGAACAACCUCGGCUUACGCGAACGCCCACAAGAUCGCAAGUCCACACAACAACAACACGCGGACGCAGAGCCUAGCUACAAAACACACGGUUCAACCUCAGGCCUUAGCACUAAUCAAGUAGAAGCUGAGUUGUGGCCGUGAACAAAGAGUAACUCUAUAUUUUGUAGGCUAGUAAAUUUCUAAAAAUGAAGCUAGAAGUUAGAAAUAAGAAGAAAUCAGCAGCACCUUCAGUAAAGACAGUGGGGAUCAAGAAGAAGGCCUCUUCCCCUUCAGUAAAGACAGUGGGGAUCAAGAAGAAGGCCUCUUCCCCUUCUGUAAAGACAGUGGGGAUCAAGAAGAAGGCCUCUUCCCCUUCAGUAAAGACAGUGGGGAUCAAGAAGAAGGCCUCUUCCCCUUCAGUAAAGACAGUGGGGAUCAAGAAGAAGGCCUCAGCCCCUUCAGGAGUUGCAAAAAAGGUGAAGAAGGCAACCACUACAGAGAAGGUGAAGAAGGCCAUUACAAAGGAGGUGGAGGUCAAGAAGGUAAAGAAGGCCAACCCCUCUCCAGGAGGUAAGAAAAAAGCUGCUGUAGGGUCAGCAGCGAAGGUGGAUAACAAGAAGAAGGCAAACAAGAAAGCCAAUGUUGCUUCAGGAAAGACUAAAGAGACAGCAGGUGAUGCAGUCUCCAUGGGGAAAGCAGGAAUCAAGAGGAAGCAGGAGGUGAAGGAAAACAGCAGUGUAGAUGUAGGAGAAAAGAAGAAGGUUAGGAGGAGAAUCCAGCCUGGAAAGAAAGGAAACAUGGCAGGGCCUAAUCUGAUAAACCUACAAGGAAAACUCUCUGAAAUCUUCUGGAAUCGAAGCUUAGAAGUCAAGGCUCGAACCCUUAUUGUGGCAAUGAAAAACUUUACUGUCGACCAAAGCUCAGACCCAGUUUUUGAGAGCGCACAUCGGAUCCAAACAAAUAAACUGAAAAAAAUUAUAUUUUUGGAAUAUAAGACAAAGGCAGAGGCAAAGGAAAUGAAGAUUGUCUUACAAAAGAACAAUCUGAUCAAAUAUGCAAAAUUCAUGAACAGGGUAAGCAAAGAAUUGAAGAGACCUGAUGUCAUUCUGGUACACCCCAAAAGGUUGUACAUUGGAAAUGUGCCAAGUGAGGUGAGAGCCGCAGACCUGAAGAUGAAGUUCCCAACAGCUCUUUCUGUUAUUGUCACUCAUAGUAAAGGCAAGGCAAAAUUGAUCUUCAAAACCAGGAAAGAUGCAAGAGAGGCCUUUGAAGCAUCCUCCAGUGUCUGGUUCAAUGGUGUGAAGUUGACUGUCCUGUACCUCGUGCCUCAAAGGAAGCCUGGAGGAACCAAGAAAAAGAGCACUAAAAAGAACACAGAGGGACCAGCCAAGAAAAAUGUGAAGAGGAAUGACACCAGUCCCAAGAAGAAAAUGAAAACUCAAACAAAACAGUAAUUGUUAAAUAGUAGGAUGUUUUCUUUUUUUUUCUUACAAUUCUGUAUUUUCCGGAAUAAAAAUACAAAAAGUAAAA